AUGGAUGUCCAUACCCCAAACUCAAGGGAGGUCCCUCCAAUGAAGAUUUUGUACUUUAGCAACGAGUUUCCCGCAGAUGACUUGCACGAACUGCUUCGACGACUUCACACCCACAGCAAAGAUACACAACAUGUUAUCCUUGCCCGGUUUAUCUACGAGGCAACCUUAGCCAUCAAAGAUGAGGUGCGCCAGCUGCCCACCCCCUUACGGGCUUUGGUUCCGGCGUUUGAAAACGUCCUUGAACUGGCCAACUACACCGAUUUGCGCAAAGGGCCUCUGGCUGGAUCUAUUGAUGGUGUGCUACUCUGUGUAGUCCAGCUGUCCUCACUCAUCGGAUACUACGAGAAUGCACCCUACGAGUUUGACCAUGCCACCGUCAGGACGUAUUUAGCUGGACUAGGGAUCGGCCUCAUGGUGACCGCAGCUAUGGCAUGUGCCCCCUCUUUGGCCGACAUUCCUUCCAGCGGUGCACAGGCCGUUCGAUUGGCCUUUCGUCUCGGAGUCCUCGUCGAUGAGGUCUCGCACACUUUGCAGCCCCGAGACACUACCGGCUCUCCAGACAGCUGGGCAUAUGUCCUUCCAGAUGUGGCAGUGUCCGAAGUCCAAGAAGAGUUGGACACGAUCCACGCCCUGAAGUCAACUCCCGAAGCCAGUAAAAUCUUCAUCAGCGCCCUCAGCGCCACCUCGGUGACUAUUAGCGGCCCACCUGCGAGACUGAAGGCUCUCUUUCGUACCGCGGACUUUUUCCGGGAUCGCAAGUUUGUUGCCCUUCCUGUCUACAGUGGUCUGUGUCAUGCGAAGCACAUUUACAAGGCCGAGGAUGUGGCCCAAGUCGUGCAAUCGGAUACAAUGUCUUCCGUCGCUCGUCCCGUCCUCCCUGUGUUCUCAACUAGCACAGGCAAGCCCUACAUCGCAGCGACGGCGGAAGAGUUAUUCGGACAGAUCGUCUCGGAAAUUCUUACCCAGCCAAUCUGCUGGGACAAGGUGAUCCAGGGAUUGGUGCAGGAGGCCGAUGAUCUCGCCGCGUUAGACUGUCGGGUCUUUGUGUUCCGCAUGUCCCUCGCCGGCCGCGAGCUGGUCAAUGGCCUGACAGGAGCCAAACUGGAGACAUCGACUGAGGACGUCAUUGCAUGGACAACGCAGCCCUCGACAAUCCCCUCUACACCUCGAGGCCCCGCCCAGUCCAAGAUUGCCAUCGUCGGCAUGUCCUGUCGUAUGCCAGGAGGUGCCACGGAUACGGAAAAGUUUUGGGACUUAUUGGCCUCUGGGCUGGACGUGCACAGAAAGAUUCCCGCGGAUCGAUUCGACGUUGAAACGCACUAUGACCCAGCGGGAAAGCGCAUGAAUGCCAGCCAUACACCCUACGGCUGCUUCAUUGACGAACCUGGUCUCUUCGAUGCGGCCUUUUUCAACAUGUCGCCUCGCGAGGCCCAGCAGACUGAUCCUAUGCAGCGUCUGGCCCUAGUCACGGCUUAUGAGGCGCUGGAACGGGCCGGUUACGUCGCCAACCGCACGGCGGCUACCAACUUGCAUCGCAUUGGCACCUUUUACGGUCAGGCCAGUGACGACUACCGCGAAGUGAACACAGCGCAAGAGAUCAGCACGUAUUUCAUCCCCGGUGGGUGUCGAGCGUUCGGACCGGGUCGCAUCAAUUAUUUCUUCAAAUUCUCUGGGCCCAGCUUCAGCAUCGACACCGCGUGUUCGUCGAGUCUAGCCACCAUUCAGACCGCCUGUACGUCGCUCUGGAAUGGCGAAACCGACACAGUCGUCGCCGGAGGUAUGAAUAUCUUAACAAACUCGGACGCCUUUGCUGGCCUCAGCCACGGCCACUUCCUGACGAAAACACCCAAUGCCUGCAAGACAUGGGAUGCCGAAGCCGACGGUUACUGCCGCGCUGACGGAAUCGGGUCUAUCGUUAUGAAGCGGCUAGAAGAUGCCGAGGCCGACAAUGACAACAUUCUCGGCGUCAUUCUCGCGGCGGCCACCAACCAUUCGGCCGAGGCUGUCUCUAUCACGCAUCCCCAUGCUGGCGCCCAAGCCUACCUGUACCGCCAGGUGAUGAGCCGUGCCGGUGUCGAUCCGCUAGACGUAAGCUACGUUGAGAUGCAUGGCACUGGCACACAAGCUGGCGAUCUUGUUGAGAUCGCAUCUAUUAGUGAGGUGUUCGCCCCGGCCACGCGGCGACGCACUACCAAACAGCCGCUACACAUCGGGGCGGUCAAAUCCAACGUCGGACACGGAGAGGCCGUGGCAGGCGUGACAGCACUACUAAAAGUGCUCAUGAUGAUGCAGAAGGAUGUCAUUCCCCGCCAUAUCGGUAUCAAGAACUCUCUUAACCCGGGAUUCCCCAAGGACCUCGACGCCCGCCAGCUGCGCAUCCCCUUUGAGGCCCAGGCAUGGCCUCGCCUUCCCGAGAGACGACGCAUCGCUAUUGUAAACAACUUUAGCGCCGCAGGUGGCAAUACCACCGUCGCCCUCGAGGACGCACCCAUCCGUACUAGAUCAGGGUCUGACCCCCGUUCCCUACAUCCUAUUACUAUCUCGGCGAAGAGCAAGGUUUCCCUGCGAGGAAAUCUCGAGAAUCUCCUAGCGUACCUGGACACGCAUCCGGAUGUGUCCUUGCCUGACCUCUCGUACACAACCACUGCUCGUCGAUACCACCACAACCACCGUGUGACCGUCGCUAGCGCUGACGUGGCCCAACUCCGGAAGCAGCUGACUUCCUCCCUAGCAUCAGUUGACACCCACACAUCCAUCUCCACGACUGGGUCUCCGUCCAUUGCUUUUGCCUUUACAGGCCAAGGUGCCUCCUUCAAGUCGAUGCAUAUCGAGCUCUACCACGACUGUCCGCCCUAUCGGGCGCAGGUACAGCACUUGGACACUCUGGCCCAGCGCCAGGGAUUCCCAUCGUUCAUUCCCGCCCUAGACGGGAGUCACAACAAGGACCACGCACACUCGCCCGUCGUCACUCAGCUAGCUCUCGUUGCCACAGAGAUGGCGCUUUCCGCUUACUGGGCAACGCUCGGCAUCACCCCAAGCGUAGUCAUCGGACACAGUUUGGGCGAGUACGCCGCACUGCACGUCGCUGGUGUGCUUUCAGCUAGCGACGCUAUAUUCUUGGUGGGCUCGCGUGCGCGCCUCCUGGAGGAGAAAUGUGCCAUGGGUAGCCACCGCAUGGUUGCAGUACGAGGGUCCCUGGAGACCAUUGCCGAAUAUGCCGAGACAUCCUACGAAGUCGCUUGCAUCAACGGCCCUACCGACACAGUUCUCAGCGGCACGCAGGCAGAGAUGGACGCUGUCUCGACGCAACUGCAGUCCAAGGGUCUGAAAUGUAUGAGUCUGGACGUCGCCUUCGCAUUCCAUUCGUCCCAGACAGACCCAAUCCUCGACGACUUUGAGGCCCUAGCCGCGACCGGCGUGCUCUUCCAGACGCCAACUCUGCCGAUCGUGUCGCCCCUCCUAGGCCGUGUCAUCUUUGACGAGAAGAGCGUCAAUGCAUCGUAUGUCCGUCGGGCCACGCGUGAGUCUGUCAACUUCCAUUUAGCCCUGGAGUGUGCCCAGGAGAUGGGUCUCAUCGACGAUACGACCGUCUGGGUUGAGAUUGGACCUCAUCCGGUGUGUCUUGGGUUCGUCAAGGCAACUCUCGAGAGUGUUGCUGUGUCAGUUCCGUCGCUACGUCGCGGUGAGAACGCUUGGUGUACCCUGGCACAGAGUCUGACCACACUGCACAAUGCCGGCGUCCCUGUCGGAUGGGGCGAGUUCCAUCGUCCGUUUGAGCGCUCUCUGUGUUUGCUGGACUUGCCAACCUAUAGUUGGAACCAGAAGAAUUACUGGAUCCAGUAUAAUGGGGAUUGGGCUCUCACCAAGGGGAAUACCUUCUACGAAGCCGAGAAAAAGGUAAUUUCUCCUGCUCCUAGCAGCUUCCUCACGUCGACAGUACAGCAAAUCGUCGAGGAGACUAUCCAGGGAGUCACCGGUCAGGUCGUCAUGGAGUCAGACCUGAUGCAGACAGAGUUCCUAGAGGCGGCUAAUGGCCAUCGAAUGAAUGACUGUGGGGUUGUUACAUCAUCCAUUCACGCUGAUAUUGUCUACACCCUUGGCCGUUACCUUCUGCAAAAGAUGCGGCCCGAUCUCAAAGACCCGCACAUGAACAUCGCGAACCUAGAAGUGCUCCAAGGGCUCGUCGCGCAGAAAGAUCGCAGCAAACCUCAGCGCAUCCGCGUGUCCGCCGCCACAGCCGAUAUCAACUCGGGCCUCGUCAGUCUCCACUGGUACAACCUGAGCCGAGGGGAUGCCAACGACGCAUUUGCCAGCGCGACACUGCUUUUCGAGGACGCAGAUGCGUGGAAGACGUCGUGGUCGCCCCUAGCGCACCUGAUUAACAGUCGGAUCGUGGAACUCGGCCGUCUGGCAGAAACUGGCCAGGCGACGCGGUUCUCGCAUAACAUGGCAUACCAGCUAUUCGCCCACAAUCUAGUGGAUUAUGCGCCACAAUACCGAGGGAUGAAGUCGGUGGUUCUGCACGAGCUAGAAGCCUAUGCCGAUGUGGUCCUGGCCCAGAAUGACCAUGGAACAUGGACAGUGCCGCCGUUCUUCAUUGAUAGCGUGGCUCAUCUGGCGGGAUUCAUUAUGAACGUGUCGGAUGCCGUCGAUACCAAGAAUAACUUCUGUGUCACUCCUGGCUGGAAUAGUAUGAGGUUUGCGUGUCCGCUUGUGGCUGGUGCUUCUUACCGUUCAUAUACCAAGAUGAUUCCGACACCAGAGGAUCCGGCGGUAUAUCUGGGCGAUGUUUAUAUCCUUCAGGAGGGUGUCAUUCUCGGCAUGGUUGGAGGUAUCAAGUUCAGGAGAUACCCACGUAUCCUACUCAAUCGAUUCUUCUCGGCUCCAGAUGCUGGCGCUGCAUCGACAUCUGCAUCGACCGUGACCAAGCAUGUCAAGCCUGCUGCUGUGUCUGGACCUGUGGUUGCAGCAGUCUCUAGGUUACCGCCAGUAGCUACAGCUCCAGUUGUAUCGCCGCUGCCUGCAGUUCCAGUGACAGCUACAACAACGGCAGUGCCGAUUCCAGCGCCCACUACAGCUCCCGAGACAAAUCCCGACAGCACCACGGCCAAGGCAAUCGCCCUCAUCGCCAAAGAGGGCGCGCUCGAGCUCUCGGAUCUGUCGGAUGACGCCUACUUUGCCAACUUGGGUGUCGACAGUCUGAUGAGUCUGGUGAUCUCAGAGAAAUUCCGCGACGAGCUAGGUAUCACUGUCAGUGGGAGUCUGUUCUUGGAGUAUCCGACAGUGGGGGAUUUGCGAGUGUGGUUGGAGGAGUAUUAUAAUUGA
Molecule: messenger RNA, 5325 nt
Organism: Penicillium concentricum
Lineage: Eukaryota; Fungi; Ascomycota; Eurotiomycetes; Eurotiales; Aspergillaceae
Gene: tpcC
Product: non-reducing polyketide synthase tpcC
Exons: 4
Coding region: 1-5325 (1774 amino acids)
Biological process (GO): fatty acid biosynthetic process; DIM/DIP cell wall layer assembly
Cellular component (GO): cytoplasm; plasma membrane
Molecular function (GO): 3-oxoacyl-[acyl-carrier-protein] synthase activity; fatty acid synthase activity; phosphopantetheine binding
Source: RefSeq, a predicted model, not a curated record